Stylonychia lemnae is the source of this 1434-nucleotide messenger RNA. The record is from the annotation of a GenBank genome assembly. NCBI's taxonomy places the organism in Eukaryota, Ciliophora, Spirotrichea, Sporadotrichida, Oxytrichidae.
AUGGCCGCUUAAAUUUCCCCUGACAUCUUAGAAGUAAGAAGCUCAACUGGAGAGAUUUUUAUUCUUUAUGCUGAUCUUAAUGAACGAGGAAGUAUAGACCUUGUAUGCUUGAUGGGAAUUCGAGUCACUUAAGAUCAAUAAAUUGGGAUCUUUGUUACGGGAUUCUUUGGAAAUAAUCCAAGUACAAGUGGUUUAUUACAUAAUGCAAAUGCAUUAGUGAAUUACGACGCCAUUAUUCCUCAAAUGAGUGAUGGUAAAGGCUAUAUUGUGGGAUGCUUAGAGAGUUAAGCUUUAAAUAAACCUCUUCUUGGAAUGGUUAUUCAUUAAUAUUAUAGUGGAAAUUUUAUGGUAACAUACAGAAAUGUGGCUGAAACUUAAAAUAGCUUUUAAUGCCUCGCUGUAAUAGUAGCUUAGAGAAAUGAUAUCUAAGUUGUCUAUAAAACUUUAUUUGAAAAUCAAGUUAGAAUUAUAAUUGCUAAGAUGUAGUCAGAUCCUUUUGACGCUGGAAAAUUAUUUGAUAAUGUCAUCUAUGAGGAUUUUAAAAUUCCAAAUGAUAACAUAUAUCCAAGAUAAUUUAAGUAUCUAUACAAUGAUAUUAACGACUACUUUCAUCUUGGAAGUACAUUAGCUCAUAACAAUUAAUAAAGCGCUUACUUUACUUAAUUAAAUAGCAAUACCUACUAUAGCAUUAUUGAAAACUAGGAUUAGGGAAAGAAUUAAACAUAUUAAUAAUUAAAUUCAAAAUCAUCAAUUGGUGGAUCUGGAACUAAAGAAAAUAUAUAUAAUAAUUCCAUAAUAAGACCAGCUAUUGAUGUGAUAAGGAAUAAUCUGGCCUAUGUAAAACUAUGGCGAAACUAAAGUUUAAUCGGGGAAAAUGAUUAUAAUGUAUCAUAGUUAAUCGUAAAAUAGGUGAGAAUACCUGAGAAUUUAUCUUCAGUAAUUGAUUGCAGUUUGGAGAUCUAGAACAAUGAUGUAGAAAAUGUAGGAUUUUUAAGAUUUUUCAAUUAAAGCUAAGAUGCAUUUAUGACAGCAAAUAUUUCUACCAAGUUUAAUGAAAUAACUAAGAUAGGACUCUUUUAAUUUAACAUUACUUAUUAGAUAACUGAUGGGGCCGAUCCAGCUAAUAGGUUAAUUUUAGCAUAAGACAUGUUUACUUUGAAUGUAACUAAUCGUUGUCAAGAAGAAUUCAAAAUUAUAAAAGAUAUUAAAGAUUUAAAAAUUAGAUAUAAGAUAUCUACAGAUGUGGAAUAUUACUAAAUACCUUAAAUGAAAUUAGGUCCAGCCGAGGAAUGCUUUAACAAAAAAUUGGCAAUAAUUCUCGAUGAUAACUCCUAAAUGAACUUAGAUAUAAUCAAAUCAGAUCAUGAUAGAUGUAUAUACUAAUAUUCUAGGCGAUUAAUGGAAAGAGUAAAUACUUACCAAUAUCAACAUUGA